AUGCUGGACCAAGAUUUUCAAAAUGCUACCAAAUAUGUAGCUGAAACCAAGAGUAUGAAAGUCACAAACGAUCAAAAACUCUCCUUCUACAAGUACUACAAGCAGGCCACGGUAGGCGAUUGCAACACGGAGCGCCCAGGAUUCUACAAGUUGGAGGAAAAGGCAAAGUGGGAUAGCUGGAACUCAGUAAAGGGCAUGAGUUCUGAUGCUGCAAAGGAAGCCUAUGUAAACUUGCUAACUAGCAUUCAACCCAGUUGGAGAGGAUAA
Messenger RNA from Theileria equi strain WA, 267 nucleotides. RefSeq names its product acyl CoA binding protein, putative. Gene Ontology annotation, biological process: fatty acid metabolic process. The transcript has a single exon. Lineage: Eukaryota; Apicomplexa; Aconoidasida; Piroplasmida; Theileriidae. The record is from RefSeq and is a predicted model, not a curated record. Gene Ontology annotation, molecular function: fatty-acyl-CoA binding. The coding region runs from base 1 to 267 and encodes 88 amino acids.